Molecule: messenger RNA, 718 nt
Organism: Vigna unguiculata (cowpea)
Lineage: Eukaryota; Viridiplantae; Streptophyta; Magnoliopsida; Fabales; Fabaceae
Source: RefSeq, a predicted model, not a curated record
AUAGGAGAGAGGGACACGUGUUGACGAGUGGAAAGUGUGGGCAUAACAGGACGCGGAGAAGGAAACCAUGAUAGGAAAAGUAAAAGAGGAUUCUGGAAAACACGUUUGUUUAGAGAGAAGAAUCUGAAGGGUUACCUGGGAGACAUCAUUAUAUCUUGCAGCGUUGGUUUCAAGGUAGGAGAGAUUAAGAAGCUGCACGACGAUACAAAGGAAGAAAAAGAUUAAGAGAAGAAGAUUAUGUGUUUAGUGUUUGUGUGUGGAGAGGACGAGAAGGUGUUGUCGAGGCAGCCAGCACCUGGUGCAUGUCCUUACUGCGGAGGGAUGAUCCAAGCCAUGGACGUGGAGACCCAAUGGAAUUUCUGUUUUCUGCCUUUAUACUGUAAGACCAAACGCAGGUAUUACUGCACCAUCUGCACCAGACCACUCGUCCUCCAAUAAGACAUAUAUAUACAUAAUAGACCAUUUUAUUAUGUAUUUGUAAGGAUUUUAUUUUCUAUCUACUUUAGGGUUUGGCACUAGAUAAUAUGUGAUCUUUUUGUAUCCAUGUAUAUUAUUUUUCCUGUAGAAUAUUUGAACCUGAUGAGAUGGCUUAAGGGUCUCUGAAAUCUAAGUUUUUCUGUACUCUCGUAGGUGACUUUUACUUUCACUCACAGUUCUUCCAAGUUCUGCAAUUUUCUACUUUCUUGAUCAUUAAUUAAUUGUGGGAUAGUUCUUUACA